Molecule: messenger RNA, 1663 nt
Organism: Jatropha curcas
Lineage: Eukaryota; Viridiplantae; Streptophyta; Magnoliopsida; Malpighiales; Euphorbiaceae
Source: RefSeq, a predicted model, not a curated record
CACUUUCCAAAGCAUCUGCGUGGCUUCCAUUCGGAAUCCACUGAGAAAAAAAUUACUGUAGAGGCAACGAAUUUUGAGGGAAUAGACAAGAUUGCAGAUUUUCAGUGAUAUAGGUUUUAGGAUACAGAAGCAGAUUCAGCUUAGCUCAGCUCAGUAGCAACAGCAGAAGCUGAAAUGGAGGCGGAAUUCAAAGAGAUGCUUAAUGAUCUCGAAUCUCUGAAGCGUUCUUUGCCUGAUCCUCAACAUCAGACUUCAAUCGAUAAGCUGCAAUCGCGCGUUGAACAUCUAACAAACCUGGCAAAGUCUGCACCUGGUCGGCGUUCAAAAGUCAAGGAUAUGAGUGCUGAGGUGGUGGAUAGCAAUCCUUAUAGUAGGCUCAUGGCUCUUCAAAGGAUGGGAAUUGUGGAGAACUAUGAGAGAAUACGGGAGUUCUCUGUUGCCAUUGUUGGAAUUGGUGGUGUUGGCAGUGUUGCAGCUGAGAUGCUAACAAGAUGUGGCAUAGGCCGUCUAUUGUUGUAUGAUUAUGACAAAGUGGAGUUGGCCAACAUGAACAGACUUUUCUUUCGUCCAGAGCAGGUUGGCAUGACAAAGACUGAUGCUGCUGUUCAGACCCUUUCAGAUAUAAAUCCUGAUGUUGUGCUUGAGAGCUAUACGCUGAACAUCACAACAGUUCAAGGAUUUGAAACCUUCAUGUCAAGUUUAAAAAAUAAAUCAUUUCGAUCAAGUAAAGAAGGUAGUGGAGUAGAUCUUGUUUUAAGCUGUGUGGAUAACUAUGAAGCAAGGAUGGCUGUUAACCAGGCUUGUAAUGAAUUGAAUCAAACGUGGAUGGAGUCUGGUGUAUCUGAAGAUGCCGUCUCAGGUCAUAUACAACUGUUGAUUCCUGGAGAAACUGCUUGUUUUGCAUGUGCACCUCCCCUGGUUGUAGCAUCUGGUAUAGAUGAGCGCACACUCAAGCGGGAGGGAGUUUGUGCAGCAUCUUUGCCUACCACAAUGGGAGUUGUUGCAGGGCUUUUGGUACAAAACACACUAAAGCACUUGUUACAGUUUGGAAUUGUAUCCCCAUACCUGGGAUACAAUUCUCUUAAAGAUUACUUCCCAACCAUGGAAAUGAGACCAAAUCCUCAAUGUUCAAAUGCUGCUUGUUUGGAGCGUCAGAAAGAGUACAUCCUUGCAAAGCCAGCUAGGGAUGCUGCAGCUAAAGCAAAGAUGGAGGCAGAAGCACUAUUAGUUACGGAAAUCACACUUCAUGCAGAUAAUGAAUGGAACAUAAGUGUUGUGGAUGAUAGCGAGCUGGAAGGGACAGACGCCACAAGUUCAGAUGCUCUUCCAGAAGGUCUUGCACGUGAGCUCCCAAGUGCGGAUGAGUCCCCGGCUGCUGAAACAGCUACAACUCCAAUUGACGACCUCGAAGAACUUCGGAAGCAACUUGAAGCCCUUAAUGCACCAUAAAGCAUAUGUAGCAUUGAGAAGAAACUAGGUUUCAAGAAGAUAAGGCAAUCGAUUUCUUUAGAGUUAAAAAAGGUCCAUUUUUUUUUUUGUUACUUUUUGUCUCCCUAGAUAAAUAUAUCAAACGGGAACGAAGCUUUUUCUGGGUUUGAGAAAUCAUUUGAAGUGAUUUUGUAUUUCAAGGUCCGGAUAUUAAUAAAAUACAUUUUUAUCUUAA